Molecule: messenger RNA, 2522 nt
Organism: Mercurialis annua (annual mercury)
Lineage: Eukaryota; Viridiplantae; Streptophyta; Magnoliopsida; Malpighiales; Euphorbiaceae
Product: probable 1-deoxy-D-xylulose-5-phosphate synthase 2, chloroplastic
Exons: 9
Coding region: 121-2307 (728 amino acids)
Biological process (GO): terpenoid biosynthetic process
Molecular function (GO): 1-deoxy-D-xylulose-5-phosphate synthase activity
Source: RefSeq, a predicted model, not a curated record
UCAAGCUCACCAUCUUUCUUUUCUCUUGAUCAUCAUCAUCAUCAUCAUCAUCAUCAACUAAUUAACAAUUCUUUUUGUAACACUUUAAUUUACUAAUAGUUUCUUGAUUAUUUCACAACGAUGGCGGUUUCUUCGUCAGUUUUAAGAUCAACUUUUCUGUCUACCGUCAACUCGCAAGAUAAUUAUUCGUUCAACAGUGCUCGUAAACCCACUUCUGUUGCAGCUAGCAAGCGAAAGUUUAAUGGAGUUGUAGCUUCAUUAGAGAGUCAUGCAAGUGAUUAUGAUAUGAAUGGCUUGGUUAUGAGAGAUCAAGAAUUGAAAGAUAAGAGAGCACUCAACUUUUCAGGAACUAAACCAGCUACACCUGUUCUUGAUACUAUUAAUUUCCCAAAUCACAUGAAGAAUCUUGCUGUUCAGGAUCUUGAAAGAUUGGCUGAUGAACUAAGGGAGGAGAUAGUAUACGUAGUUUCGAAAACUGGAGGACACUUGAGUUCAAGCUUAGGAGUUGCGGAGCUAACUGUGGCACUGCACCAUGUUUUCAGCACCCCUGAGGAUAAAAUAAUUUUUGAUGUUGGCCAUCAGGCAUAUCCACACAAGAUUUUAACAGGAAGGAGAUCAAAAAUGAACACAAUCAGACAAACAUUUGGAUUAGCAGGAUUCCCAAAGAGGGAUGAGAGUGAACAUGAUGCAUUCGGAGCAGGACACAGUUCGACAAGUAUUUCAGCUGGAUUAGGAAUGGCAGUCGGAAGAGAUUUAAUUGGUAACAACAAUCAUGUAAUUGCUGUGAUUGGAGAUGGUGCCAUGACAGCAGGACAAGCAUAUGAAGCAAUGAAUAAUGCAGGAUAUCUUGACUCUAAUCUUAUUAUUAUUUUAAAUGAUAAUAAACAAGUUUCUCUGCCUACCGCUACGGUGGACGGUCCGGCACCUCCGGUUGGUGCUCUUAGCAAAGCUUUAACGAAGCUACAGUCGAGUCGGAAGGUUCGCCAGCUCCGCGAAGCUGCCAAGGGAAUUACAAAGCAAAUCGGUGGCCAAACACAUGAAAUUGCUGCUAAAGUUGACUCAUAUGUGAGAGGAGUAGCAGCUGGAGCUGGUGUUUCUUUAUUUGAAGAGCUUGGUCUCUAUUAUAUUGGUCCAGUUGAUGGCCAUAAUAUGGACGAUCUUGUAACUAUUUUAAAGAAGGUCAAAACUUUGCCAGCACCAGGACCUGUUCUUAUUCAUGUCAUCACUGAAAAAGGAAAGGGUUAUGAACCUGCUGAAGUUGCUGCUGAUAAAAUGCAUGGUGUUGUGAAGUUUGAACCUUUAUCUGGGAAGCAAAUGAAGACAAAAUCAAACACUAAAGGCUACACUCAAUACUUUGCUGAGACAUUGAUUGCUGAAGCACAAGAAGAUGAUAAAAUUGUGGCAAUUCAUGCAGCAAUGGGAGGAGGAACUGGUCUUAAUUUGUUCCAAAAACAAUUCCCAGAGAGAUGUUUUGAUGUUGGGAUUGCAGAACAACAUGCUGUUACUUUUGCUGCUGGUUUAGCUACCGAAGGCCUUAAGCCUUUCUGUGCUAUCUACUCUUCUUUCCUUCAAAGAGGCUAUGAUCAGGUGGUUCAUGAUGUGGACUUGCAAAAGCUUCCGGUGAGAUUUGCAAUAGAUAGAGCUGGUCUAGUUGGUGCAGAUGGUCCAACACAUUGUGGAGCAUUUGAUGUUACAUACAUGGCUUGUUUACCAAACAUGGUUGUAAUGGCUCCAUCAGAUGAAACUGAACUCAUGCACAUGGUUGCCACAGCUGCAGCCAUUGAUGACAGACCUAGUUGCUUCAGGUACCCCAGAGGAAAUGGCAUUGGCACCCCUCUGCCUCUGAACAACAAAGGCUCACCUUUAGAGAUUGGUAAGGGAAGAAUUCUAAGAGAAGGAAAGAGAGUUGCAAUUCUUGGAUAUGGAACAAUAGUACAAAGCUGUUUAGCAGCAGCUGAUCUUCUUAAGAAACUUAAUAUCACACCAACUAUUGCUGAUGCAAGAUUCUGCAAGCCUCUCGAUGGCCAAUUGAUCAGGCAGCUUGCUCAAGAGCACGAGAUUCUCAUCACUAUCGAAGAAGGAUCCAUCGGAGGAUUCAGCUCCCACGUCUCUAAUUUCUUGAGCUUAAACGGAUUACUAGACGGAAAUCUUAAGUGGAGACCAAUGAUGCUUCCUGAUAGAUAUAUUGACCAUGGAUCACAAACUGAUCAGAUUGAAGAAGCAGGACUGAGUGUAAAACACAUUGCAGGGACAGUUGUGUCAUUAAUUGGAGGACCAAAAGACAGUCUUCAUCUUCUCAAUUUAUAAAUUUCAAAAUGUUAAAUUUUAUUUCAUUGGACUAAAUAAUGUGCCUUAUUCUUUUUCUUUAAUUGAGUCUGUAUAUUUUGAAUGUUAUAGCAAGGGGAAUAAUGUUCUUUGCCAAAUAAGUCAAGAUUGUACUGCAUUUAAAUUAAGUAGUUGUAUCAAUAAUAUAUUUUUUUCUUGAAAUUAAUUAACUCAAUUAAUCUCAGUACUUCAGUUUA